Messenger RNA from Aaosphaeria arxii CBS 175.79, 605 nucleotides. RefSeq lists its product as uncharacterized. The record is from RefSeq and is a predicted model, not a curated record. The transcript has a single exon. The coding region runs from base 115 to 564 and encodes 149 amino acids. Lineage: Eukaryota; Fungi; Ascomycota; Dothideomycetes; Pleosporales.
UCGUCCAAGCAUCCUGGCCAUGGCGGUUUCACAACUGCUAGUGGAGUAUCAAGAUAUACACAAAAGGGACUGGUGAAGGAGUGGCAGGAAUAGAAAAAGAGAUGGAUUUAAGGAAUGGACAGCUCUCCUGAGAGCCAGAUGGUCGCGCGAGCGCAAGACAAGAGUAAGAAAAAGAGGGAAGUGAGGAAGUGGAAGACGGGAGGAAUCUGGGUGAAGAAGUUACGGGCAAGCGUCAUGCGCCAACGCAGCCGUCUAACUACUGGGAAACAAGAUGUUCCCGCGAACAGGAGCGCGAAGAGGAAGCGUAACCAUGGUCAUUUUACGGGACCAGGCCUCGACUGGCGACCAAAGACUGUCAGGGACAGAUUGCACGAGAUUACUGUAUACGUAGGGUGGGGAGAAAAGAGAUGUGCUGCAGUAAAAGAAAUGGCGACAAGGCACUAUUGCGCGCUGAUUGGACGAAUGGUAGGUUUGCGACAACGGGUACCCAUGAGAUUUGACGGAAUCCCCGUCUCGGACGGUGAUUUCGAGAGCAAUUACAAUUGCAGCCAGCGAAAGAGCUAAACUGCUACAAGCUGGAGCGUGGCGGCUCUUCCUGCAAAAGA